Capra hircus (goat) is the source of this 1741-nucleotide messenger RNA. RefSeq names its product growth differentiation factor 1 (gene GDF1). Gene Ontology annotation, molecular function: growth factor activity; cytokine activity. The coding region runs from base 78 to 1184 and encodes 368 amino acids. NCBI's taxonomy places the organism in Eukaryota, Metazoa, Chordata, Mammalia, Artiodactyla, Bovidae. The transcript has 2 exons. Gene Ontology annotation, biological process: BMP signaling pathway; SMAD protein signal transduction. The record is from RefSeq and is a predicted model, not a curated record. Gene Ontology annotation, cellular component: extracellular region.
CCGGUCCCGCCCCCAGCCCACAGGUCAGGGAGCCCGACAGGCCCUGAGCACUCGCCCGGCCGCUGCCUGUGAGGAAGAUGCCACCUCUGUGCCGCCGUCCGGGCCGCCAAGUCCUCCUCCUACUGGCCCUGCUAUUGCCCUCAUCACCCCCGGCCUGCGCUCCCGCGCCCCCGGGCCCCGCCGCCGCCCUGCUCCAGGCUCUCGGAUUGCCCGACGUGCCCCGGGGCGCCCCCAAAUCCCGGCCCGUACCCCCUGUCAUGUGGCGCCUGUUCCGCCGCCGGGACCACCAGGAGGCCAGGGCGGACCCGCGGAGGAUGUCCCCGAGGGCGACCUUGCGGCCGUGCCACGUGGAGGAGCUGGGGGUCGCCGGAAACAUCGUGCGCCACGUCCUGGACAGCGGAGCGGCCGCCCGCUCCCCGGAACCCGCCUCAGCCGCAGGGCAGUGCCCUGAGUGGACCGUCGUCUUCGACCUGUCGGCCGUGGAACCAGCCGAGCGCCCGAGCCAGGCCCGCCUGGAGGUGCGCUUCGCGGCUGCGGAGGCGACAGCGGGGACGACCGGCGGCUGGGAACUGAGUGUGGCGCCGGCGGGAGCAGGCCUCGGGCGGGUGGGGCUCCGUCAGGUGGUGCCCACCCUGGGACAGCCGGUGCGUGCUGAGCUGCUGGGCUCCAUCUGGGCCCGCAACGCCUCGGCGCCCCGCAGCCUCCGCCUGACGCUGGCGCUGCGUCACCGGACCCUCGCGGCCUGCGCGCGCCUGGCCGAGGCCUCGCUGCUGCUGGUGACCCUCGACCAGCGCCUGUGCCACUCCCUGGCCCGGCCGCGGCGCGAGGCCGAGCCGCCAGUGGGUGGUGGCUCCGGGGACUCGUGUCGCGCACGGCGGCUCUACGUGAGCUUCCGCGAGGUGGGCUGGCACCGCUGGGUCAUCGCGCCUCGCGGCUUCCUGGCCAACUACUGCCAGGGCAAGUGCGCUCUGCCCGCGGUGCUGUCUGAAGCUGGCGGGGCUCCCGCGCUGAACCACGCGGUGCUGCGCACGCUCAUGCACGCGGCCGCCCCCGGCGCCGCCGGCCUGCCCUGCUGCGUGCCCGCGCGCCUGUCGCCCAUCUCCGUGCUCUUCUUCGAUAACAGCGACAACGUGGUGCUGCGGCGCUACGAAGACAUGGCGGUGGACGAGUGCGGCUGUCGCUGAGGGGCGGGCGGGGCGGGGGGACAAGCAAUAAACACUCCGUGGUCCGCGCAGCUGUCCCCACUGGUCUUGUUACGUGGCCCCGGGGGGUGGGGGGCUGGCAGCCAUUGACCAUCACCGUUGACCACGAGGGUAAUAGGUGGGGGUUCCCAACAGUGCUGCCACGGGAGAAACCGUCCCAGAGCCCAACAUCUAACGUGCCUGAAACCUAGGAACCACCCGGCCCAGGCCCUUUUCAAGCCCUGUCUCAGCUUUGUCAUCAAGGUGGCUCUGAACCCCACAUCCUCAACUAGCCAGACUCCCCCCUCCUCCCCCGGCAAGUGCUCUGCCACACACCCCUGCAGUUAUCCAGCCCCAGUGUGAAAGCAAGAGAUGUUUAUUAAGAUUUUAUUGGUGACAAAAGAGCUUAAAACAAAUUGACCAAAAACCGAAAGUUACAUUGCCUUGGUACAGAUGUUUUUCUAAUUUGGGGAACUUAUAGUGACUGCUGCUAAGGUGGAGAAAAAAGCAAACAGCACAAAGCAGAGGCAAAGCAUUCCCAGGAACAGAACAGGGUGGUG